AUGGGAAACUUGAGCAAUUUAUCCUUUCUUUACCUUCAUUACAAUGAACUUUCAGGAUCUGUUCCUCCCGAAAUAGGAAAGAUGCGCAAUUUAUCCAAUCUUAAUCUUCAACACAACAAACUUUUGGGAUCUAUUCCUCCCGAAAUAGGAAAGAUGGCCAAUUUAUCCUCUCUGGACCUUCAAAACAAUGAACUUUCGGGAUCUAUUCCUCAGGAAAUUGGAAUGAUGGGCAAAUUAGUCACACUACUUUUAAAUAACAACUUUUCUGGUUCUAUACCUCAAGAAGUUGGAAUGAUGAGAUCUCUCACUAACCUUGAUUUGUCAUCUAAUUUUCUCAUUGGUCCAAUUCCCUCUUCCAUUGGAAACUUGAGCAAGUUACAACAACUUUACUUUUAUUUCAACAAUCUUUCUGGUUCCAUACCUGAGGAAUUAGGAUUGCUUAAACAUCUGUGGGUAGUUCAAUUAUCAAGUAAUAAACUCACUGGUCCAAUCCCAGAUUCCAUAGGAAAUUUGGUUAAAUUGUACGAUCUUGCACUUUAUCAAAACAACCUUUCUGGAUCAAUUCCAACCACAAUUGGAAAUUUGACCAAGCUUGCCAUUUUAUCUUUGUUCAUGAACGAACUAAGUGGUUCUGAUCCACUCGAAAUGAAUAAUCUUACCAAUUUCAUAAAAUUGGAACUAAGUUUCAACAAAUUUACUGGGCCAUUGCCUAAGCAGAUAUACCAUGCUAGAGCACUACAACAUUUUGGUACUGUUGAUAACCAUUUUACAGGCCUUGACCCAGAAAGCUUGAAAAUUUGUAAUAGCCUCGUUCGAGUUAGGCUUGAUGGAAACCAACUAAGAGGAAAUAUAGCUGAAGAUUUUAGCAUUCAUCCGAACUUGAUUUAUAUCGAUUUGAGUGGAUACGACCUGAACUUGGUGAGGCAAAUAUGCUACAUGUCCUUAUCUCUCUUCAAACCAUCUAAUGGAACAUAUUCCAAAGGAAUUGGAGCGCCUAAAGUUAUUGCUCGAACUUUCAGAAAAAUACUCCGUGGAAGCAUUCCUUCUGAUAUAGGAAGCCUGCAGUCUCUUCAAAGUCUUGAUUUUAGUCAUAAUUUGCUGGUAGGAGAUAUACCACGACAGCUUAGAGGCAUGAAACAGUUGGAAAUAAUGAAUCUCUCUCACAAUAAUCUCUCUGGUUCCAUCCCAUCCACAUUUGGUGAUAGUGCAAGCUUGACAUCCAUUGAUAUAUCCUACAAUGAGUUAGGGGGUCCUAUUCCUAACAUCACGGCCGUCCGCAAGGCUCCAAUUGCAGCACUGAAAAAUAACAAAGGCUUGUGUGGUAAUGUUAUUGGCUUGAAGCUGGGAUGCACAGACGCGGCUCCCAGGCCGGCGCACCCGCGUCCGACGCGGUAG
Messenger RNA from Quercus lobata, 1395 nucleotides. Its product is annotated as probable leucine-rich repeat receptor-like protein kinase At1g35710. Lineage: Eukaryota; Viridiplantae; Streptophyta; Magnoliopsida; Fagales; Fagaceae. The transcript is spliced from 3 exons. Gene Ontology annotation, molecular function: protein binding. The record is from RefSeq and is a predicted model, not a curated record. The coding region runs from base 1 to 1395 and encodes 464 amino acids.